AUGGCUUGCGGCUCGGGCUGCUGCGGAUCGCCUUCUGAGCCUCCUCCCGUCAAGGACAGCUGCUCUGUUGAGCUUCCGGAGCAAGAAGAUCCCUGCUGUGACGGCCAUGUGCCCGAUGGCAACGCUGAAGAACUCGACAUCAUUGAUGAUUGCGGCAAGCUGAACAACGACCACAGUAGCAGCAACGAGGACGAUGAUCAAUCAUGCCAGGACUCGUGCUGCGGUGAUUCAGAAGACGAGCUACAAGAUGAGUCGGCUUGCCAGAACAUGGACAAGGCUGCCAAUCUCGAGGACGACUGCUGCGCUCCCCAACCCAGCUGCAACAAGGGCUGCUGCUCCAACGAAGAGAAGCCAUGUCCAGAUGAUAAGCCAGCACCAGACUGCUGCGAGGGCAAAAUCUCUCCAUGCUGUGACCAAACCUGCCUCGAUCGUCUCGCGCUCCGUGAAUGCCAAGGUCUCGAGCCAGGCCAAGGCAGCGCCAGCAAGUCUGCCUCCAGCUGCACUCGAGGCAGAAACGGAAAAUCAUGUGAAGGCCAUUCUCGCAAGAUUCGAGACAUGUACAUCGAGAAGCUUGAGGCGCUUGGAUGCAUCUGCCGAGCCCUCAUCGCCCUCGGUCAGGAAUCCUGCUGCAACCCUCGACGCCGUUCAGCCGGAGCAAGUGUACGAAGCCGCUCAAAUAAGGCAGCUUCCUCACGUUCACGUCGUUCUAUUGACUCAUUCUGUGCUAGUGGGGCUGAUGCAAACUGCUGCUCCUCCAAGAAGCCUGCGGCAACGUAUGGCAAAUGCAAGGAUACAGGCGAUGGCCCAGUCAAGGUGAAGGCUUCCAGCAUCUCAACCUCUUGUGCCGACUCCUGCUGCGCUGGAAACGAACCUGGUGUUUCUGCCGGACAAUCAACCAAAGUCCUGUCUGACAUGGCGCGCGAAGUCGAUGUCGAAAAGACUGCAUUCUCUCACGACGAGAAAGGACAUGUCAUCUUGAGCAUUUCGGGCAUGACCUGUACCGGCUGCGAGACGAAGCUGGUCCGCAGUCUUGGCACCCUCCCGUCGGUCAAGAACCUAAAGACCAGCCUGGUCCUUGCGCGCGCUGAGUUUGACCUUGUCGGCCGUGCUGUUUCGGUGGUUGAGGUGAUUAAGCACUUGGAGAGGACUACCGAGUUUAAGUGUGAAAGGAUCUCAAACCAAGGCUCUAGCCUUGAUAUUGUAGUUCCUGCUGGUGGUGCGGCUGCCUUUGUCAAUCAGCCCUGGCCGUACGGCGUUACCGAAAUGAAGGUCGUCGAUGAAAGAACAGUCAAUAUCAGCUACAAUGCUGAUCUUAUUGGUGCAAGAGAUCUCAUCGAAAGCGACUGGGGAGGCAGUCCGAUUCAUCUCGCGGCAAACCGCCUCGACCCAUCACUCGAGACUGGCAAGAGACAUGUUCGACAUAUUGGCUACAUGACCCUGCUUUCAGCCGGCCUCACCAUUCCGGUCCUGGUCAUGGCCUGGGCCCAUCUUCCUGAGCAUGAUCUGGCAUACAGCUCGGCAUCGUUGGCUUUGGCAACACUCGUCCAGUUCAUUGUCGCCGGUCCAUUCUAUCCAAAGGCUCUCAAGGCACUCGUCUUUUCGAGAGUCAUUGAGAUGGAUCUUCUCAUCGUUCUCAGUACCAGCGCGGCUUACAUCUUCUCGGUCGUCUCCUUUGCCUACCUGGCUUCGGGUCGCCCCCUAUCGACUGGUCAGUUUUUCGAGACCAGCACUCUCUUGGUGACUCUCAUCAUGGUAGGCCGCUGGGUGGCCGCCCUGGCUCGCCAAAAGGCAGUGGAAUCCAUCUCGAUGCGAUCUCUGCAGAGUCCAACAGCCGUCAUUCUGACUGAUGAGGGAGAGAAGGAGAUUGAUGCCCGCCUCCUUCAGUAUGGAGACAUACUCAAAAUCGCCCCUGAUUCAAGGGUUCCAACCGAUGGCACCGUCAUCUCUGGCUCGUCCGAGGUCGACGAAUCUAUGAUGACCGGAGAAUCCAUGCUGGUCGAGAAACAUGCCAAGUGUUCAGUCAUUGCCGGAACUGUCAAUGGCUCAGGCAUGUUACAUGUGCGGCUGACGCGCCUCCCUGGCGACAACACGAUCAGUACCGUCGCCAGCAUGGUAGACGAGGCGAAACUGUCGAAGCCAAGGAUCCAAGCCGUAGCCGACCGUGUGGCAAGCUACUUUGUCCCCGCCGUGGUCGUCAUUACCAUUGCUGUGUUCUGUAUCUGGAUCGCCGUCGGCAUGAGGGUCCGAGGGCUACCUGCAAACGAGGCAACAAUCCAAGCAGUCACCUACGCAAUCACUGUUCUGAUAGUGUCCUGUCCCUGCGCCAUUGGAUUGGCGGUCCCUAUGGUGGUGGUCAUUGCUAGCGGCGUUGCAGCCGAGCGAGGCGUUGUCUUCAAGUCGGCAGAAGGCCUCGAGGUUGCCCAUAAGACAUCGCACGUCGUCUUUGACAAGACUGGAACCAUAACAGAGGGCAAGUUGGCAUUGAUGCAAGAAUGGUAUGCCGACGGUGAUCAAACUAUUGCAAAGUCGCUACUUCUCGGUCUUGUAGGGAAUAUCAAGCACCCGGUGUCCGCCGCGAUAGCCUUGCAUCUCAAACAUCAGGGCGUCUCACCCGCGUCUAUAUCCGACGCAAAGGCAUUGACAGGAAAAGGCGUCGAAGGAGUGGCAGGCGGAUCCGGAUUGGCUCUUAAGGCAGGCAACUCACGUUGGCUCUGCCUCGAGUCUCACCCGACUGCGCAGUCAAUGCUGUCUCGUGGAUAUACCGUCUUUGGCUUCACCGUUGGCGGGUCUCUCGCUGCAAUUUUUGGCCUCCAGGAUUCGAUCCGGUCUGACGCUGGCUCUACGGUCCAGAGUCUGCUUGAUAACGGCAUAUCGGUCCACAUCCUUUCAGGAGACGAUGACGGCGCCGUACGCUCUGUUGCAACCCAGCUGAGAAUCGCCGAGGCAAACGUUCGUUCCCGCUGCACCCCCGUCGACAAACAAGCCUACAUCCAGGAACUCCUCCAACCCAAGACCGACGGUCGCAACAAAGUCGACAAGUCCAAGCAACCGGUCGUCAUCUUCUGCGGCGACGGAACCAACGAUGCAGUCGCCCUCGCCCAAGCCACCAUUGGCAUCCACAUGAACGAACAAGGCACCGAAGUCGCCCAAUCCGCAGCCGACGUCGUCCUCAUGCGCCCCAGCCUCGCGGGCGUCCUGACCGUCAUCGCGGUGAGCAAGAAGUCGAUGCGGAGAAUCAUGUUCAACUUUGGCUGGAGCUUCGUGUAUAACCUGUUCGCCGUCCUGCUCGCCGCGGGCGCGUUUGUCGAUGCGAGGAUCCCGCCCGAGUAUGCGGGCUUGGGCGAGCUCGUGAGCGUUUUGCCCGUCAUUGCUGCGGCUACGUUGUUGAGAUGGUCGAGGAUCUAA
Messenger RNA from Trichoderma citrinoviride, 3405 nucleotides. Its product is annotated as heavy metal translocatin. Lineage: Eukaryota; Fungi; Ascomycota; Sordariomycetes; Hypocreales; Hypocreaceae. Bases 1 to 3405 code for a protein of 1134 amino acids. Gene Ontology annotation, molecular function: ATP hydrolysis activity; ATP binding; ATPase-coupled monoatomic cation transmembrane transporter activity. Gene Ontology annotation, cellular component: membrane. The transcript is spliced from 2 exons. The record is from RefSeq and is a predicted model, not a curated record. Gene Ontology annotation, biological process: monoatomic cation transport.